Glycine soja is the source of this 946-nucleotide messenger RNA. RefSeq lists its product as uncharacterized. Gene Ontology annotation, molecular function: ubiquitin binding; polyubiquitin modification-dependent protein binding; proteasome binding. Lineage: Eukaryota; Viridiplantae; Streptophyta; Magnoliopsida; Fabales; Fabaceae. The record is from RefSeq and is a predicted model, not a curated record. Gene Ontology annotation, cellular component: nucleoplasm; cytosol. The transcript is spliced from 2 exons. Gene Ontology annotation, biological process: proteasome-mediated ubiquitin-dependent protein catabolic process. Bases 53 to 802 code for a protein of 249 amino acids.
UUGCAUCGCCAUCAAUCACAACACUUGUAUUGCUCCACAAGAAAGUUCGACAAUGAGAGUUGCCAUUGUCACAAGAACAAACCAAUUUUUCAUUGAAGUAGGUACCCAAGAAACAGUUGCAGCAAUCAAGAGGAAAAUAGAACAAAUCCUGGGGAUUCCAGUGCCCUCACAAAUCCUAACAGUUUCUGGGUGGGAACUAUUGGAUGGAUUAGACAUGGAAGAUUACCCAAUAGUGACUGAAGGUACAAAAAUUGACCUCACCAUCAAACCAGUGGAGCCACACCCUAGCAAAAUGCAAAUCACAGUAAAAUUUUCAGCUAGAAAGUUUAACAUUGAGGUGGACAGAACCGACACUGUUCGCAGCUUGAAGGAAAAAAUUCACAUCAUUGAUAGCACACCCAUCAAAAGAAUGACAUUAUACUUUUCAGGGAGAGAAUUGGAUGAAGAUUUUAGAAUCUUGAGUGAGUAUGGCAUACGUGAAUUUUCUGAGAUUGUUGUGUUCCUCAAGCCCUUGAAUCGAUCGAGAGAAGAACCUCCCACAAGGAAGUUAAGCUUGGUAGUACAAACUUCCUCUAGUUUGCUUAAUGGUGCCACCAUUCCACUGGAGAUGAGAGAUGCAAGCACAGUCAGUGACUUGAAGCAGUUACUGAUAAGCAGAAAAAUUCUGCCAGUUGAUGACUAUUUGUUCAUACACAAGCAGAGGAUCAUGCGUGAUAGCUGUAGCCUCAGGUGGCAUGGAGUUGAAGAUGGAGACUGUCUCUAUGUGUUUAAGGGGACAGUUAGUCGCAGUGGGUAUGCAUGAGAUUAAUUCUUGGUAUAAUAACUAUGGAUUGUUUCAACAUUUUUUUUUACAUUAUUGUUUGUUACCUUUAGAAUUAGAAGAUGAAACAACAUUCUAUAUGACUGGAAAUCUUGUUUUACUUCCGUGCUUGGUAUGUUUUUGAAA